AUGCAUUCUCAUUCCAUCGGGCUGCUCUCCAUCUGUGUGAAAAUACACAGGCCUACUGGAAAGACAACCACAACUCCAUUCCACCGUGCCACCCAGCAGUUUUGGCCCCUCCCCAAUAUCCAGAUCAUGGCGGCUGGGUUAGCGGAACGACCGUCCGAGGCUAAGCCGACGCCAACGGCGAACGGUUAUCCUUCCGUUAUCACCAACCAAGCGCUUACUACAAACCCUUUCAGCCACUUAUGCGGCCAAAAACUAACAUUUUAUCCGGGAGGACGCCACUGUCCCGAAGACCACCUCCACGUCCCCUUGUUAGCUGCGCCAAGAGGCACAUGGGCACUCUCUGCCAGCUUCAAUCAUCCUGUGGGAAACCAGUUUGUCGAUGUUCACGGCCGGGCCGAGGGCAGAAUACUCAACGGCCCAGCUUCUUGCGUUGCACCUGGAUGCCAACUCGGCUUUAGCUCCAAGUGCGACGGCAACAAGAGUCCUUCGGGCAAAGACACCUCGUCGGUGCCCAGGCCGCUGAUAGGGGACCUUCCCUAUGGCGUCGAGCUGAAGCACUGCCGGGUCAACGGAACCGUGGCGCUGACCUUUGACGAUGGGCCGUACAUCUACACGAGCGAGGCGCUCGACAUACUCGGCCGCAACGGUAUCAAGGCCACAUUCUUCAUUGUUGGUGCCAACGGCGGCAAGGGCCAGAUCAACGACCCGGCCUCGGGGUACGCGCCCAUCAUCAAGCGCAUGUGGGACGCGGGGCACCAGAUAGCGAGCCAUACAUGGAGUCAUCAGGACAUGACCACCCUGUCCAAGCAGCAGCGGCACGACCAGAUCGUCAAGAACGAGAUCGCCAUCGCCAGCAUCCUCGGCGUUUUGCCCACCUACUUCAGGCCGCCGUAUGCCAAGUUUAAUUCAGAAGUUUUGAGCGAUCUCCAGGAGCUAGGGUAUCAUGUUACAAACUACGACGUCGACACGAGAGACUGGGAGGGAAGCCCUGCGAACUCGCGCAGCGCCUACCUGUCGGCCCUCUCGAGCCGCAACCCCGUCUCAUCAUCCUUCCUGUGCAUUGCGCACGACAUCCAGGAGCGCACCGUGCACGGGGGCCUGGUCCAGUACAUGAUCGACGAGGCCCGCAGGCUCAACUACAAGCUCGUCACCAUCGGCGAGUGCAUGGGCGACCCCAGGGGGAACUGGUACCGGGACGUCGCCUCGGGCCGGGUCUACGACCCGGAAAAGACGGGGCCCAAGGGCCCGCAGGACAACAAGGCUUCCGCCUCGCAGACCGCCAGCGCCGGGAUGGCGGCCGGCUCUUCUGACCGACACCAGUCAAUUCCAGCACGCUGCCACACGUCUUACAUCAUGAGGUGCAGAAGAGCCCAGAAGGCCAAACCCAUCCGAAAAAGUAAAAAGGGCUGUAAAAGAAGAAGAAGAAGAAGAAGAAGAGCAGAGAAUCGACAAAAGUAG
Messenger RNA from Gaeumannomyces tritici R3-111a-1, 1458 nucleotides. Its product is annotated as chitin deacetylase. The record is from RefSeq and is a predicted model, not a curated record. Gene Ontology annotation, molecular function: hydrolase activity, acting on carbon-nitrogen (but not peptide) bonds. Lineage: Eukaryota; Fungi; Ascomycota; Sordariomycetes; Magnaporthales; Magnaporthaceae. Bases 1 to 1458 code for a protein of 485 amino acids. The transcript has 7 exons. Gene Ontology annotation, biological process: carbohydrate metabolic process.